Messenger RNA from Bubalus bubalis (water buffalo), 4266 nucleotides. It is a transcript of the gene THEMIS, whose product is annotated as thymocyte selection associated. NCBI's taxonomy places the organism in Eukaryota, Metazoa, Chordata, Mammalia, Artiodactyla, Bovidae. The coding region runs from base 146 to 2047 and encodes 633 amino acids. The transcript is spliced from 6 exons. Gene Ontology annotation, biological process: T cell receptor signaling pathway. The record is from RefSeq and is a predicted model, not a curated record.
CAUAGAGUUACUCCACCCCAAGCAGGCUCCGGUGUGACACUCUGAUAAAGGAAUGAUGAGCUGGGACUGUAGCUGCAGACAAGUGACACUCAGAAGCCAAAAGCUUCUGUAAGUACCAAGUCUGCACAAGAUCCAAACCAAAGCAAUGGCAUUGUCCCUGGAAGAAUUCAUCCACUCCCUUGACCUCAGGACCCUCCCCAGGGUCCUAGAAAUCCAGUCAGGCUUCUAUUUUGAAGGAUCUAUUUAUGAAAUGUUUGGAAAUGAAUGCUGUUUGUCAACAGGAGAAGUGAUUAAAAUUACUGACCUCAAAAUUAAGAAAAUCAUGGCUGAAAUUUGUGAGCACGUUGAAGGCUGUGUGUCUCCUCAAUCAUUUGAACUGCCUAUGAAUUUUCCAGGUCUUUUUAAGAUUGUGGCUGAUACAACUCCAUACCUCACUAUGGAAGAGAUUACAAAAGCCAACCAUAUUAGACCAAGUAGACUGAAUCAUCCUUGCUUCUAUCAUCAGAAGGAUAUAAAACUAGAGAAUCUCAUCAUAAAGAAAGGUGAGCGAAUCAUGCUCAACUCAGUGGAAGAGAUCAAUGGAGAAAUAAUGGUAAACUGUAGUGUGCUGAGGAAUCAUCAAAAUCACUCAUUUACUUUGCCUUUGUCACAAGAAGGAGAGUUCUAUGAGUGUGAAGAUGAACAUAUUUAUACCCUAAAGGAAAUUAUCCAAUGGAAGAUCCCCAAGAACAGAACACGAACUGUGAUACUUACAGGUUUUUCAGCUAAGUGGGACUCAACAAAUCCAUUCCCUAGAGGCUUUUAUGGCUCUGUGAUUCUCAAGCCUGUUUAUGAAAUUCAAGCUGUGAUGAAAUUCCGAAAGGAUAUAGUCCGUAUCCUCCCCAGUUUAGAUGUUGAAGUCAAAGACAUUACCGACAGCUAUGAUGCCAACUGGUUUCUUCAGGUGUUAUCUACACAAGAUCUUUAUGAAAUGACCAAUAAACAGUUCCCCAUAGUAGCUGAAGUCAUAGAAGCACCCCAAGGAAACCAGCUACCCAUAAGCAUUUUACAGCCUGGGAAAACCAUUGUGAUCCACAAAAAGUGCCAGGCAUCAAAGAUCUUGGCUUCAGAAAUUAGAAGCAAUUCCUCUAAAAGACACUUCUUGAUCCCCACUAGCUAUAAAGGCAAAUUCAAGCGGCGACCUCGAGAGUUCCCAACCGCCUAUGACCUCGAGAUAGCAAAGAGUGAAAAGGAGCCUCUGCACGUGGUGGCUACCAAAGCCUUUCAUUCCCCCUUUGAGGAGCUGUCCUCUGUCUCUGUCGGGGAUGAGUUUCUAGUGCAUCACUCACAGACAACUGAAGUCCUCUGUGAAGGAAUUAAAAAAGCGAUGGAUGGUCUGGCUUGUGAAAAAAUCCUCAGAAAUUCCCGUGAGGCAGCACUGCUCCCUUUGUACAUGGACGGAGGUUUUGUAGAGGUGAUCCACGAUAAGAAACUCUACCAGAUUUCCGAGCUUUGCGCACAGUUCCGCCUGCCCUUCAACGUGAAGGUGUCUGUGAGAGAUCUUUUUAUUGAAAAAGACAUUUUGGCUGCUACACCAGGACUACAGUUGGAGGAAUCUAUCACUAACUCUUAUCUCCUCAUAAGUGACUUUGCCAACCCCAAGAAGUGCUGGGAAAUUCCUGUUGGCCGCGUGAAUAUGACUGUUCAGUUAGUUAGUAAUUUUUCUGGGGAUACAGGAUCAUUUCUAGUCAGUACUCUGGUCGAAGAGAUCACUGAAGAACAGUAUUACCUGAUACGGAGAUAUGAAAGGUCCUUCUUGCACCCCCCACCUCGCCCUCCGAAACAUCCCUCAGUGGAAAAAAUAGAGUUAACUCCGCUAAGCCUACCAAAACAAAAGACAGUGGAUCUGCCCAAGUCUCCCAAGAGUGUCCACGUAGACAGAUCCAAGAAACUGUACUCAAAUCAAGCUGGUCUGGACUCAAAAGUACCAGCUGGUUGUCAAAAUGAUUUGGCUGAUCUGGAGAAAGAGAAGAGAAAGACUGAGACAACUGCAGUAACAGACGACUAGAAGAUUCGCUCUAAAUGGCUGAACACAUUGUGUAAUGAGAGUUUGCUCUGUUGCGCCUGGGAGCACAAGAAAUUCUGCCAAAGGAUCGGUGCUGUCAGUCCCAGCUCCUCUUCACUUAAGAAGCUGAUGAAAAUACCACAUCAGAUCUCAAGGGUGACCUUCCUCUCUGGAUCCUCGAUUCGCUCUGGCUGUUCGACAAGGCCCAUAUCUUAUUUAGGGAACAUCAUUAUUAAGUCUGCACAUUGUUUUGUCCAUAAAUUACCAAAAGAACAGUUCUCUGAAAGUAGGAUGAUUACGUAGUUAACUUUUGGAUUCUGAACCUAAGAUUAAACGUUAAACGUUGGCUACUGCAUUCACCAGCUGUGUACCACAAACAAUUUGCUAACAUCUCUAUCUCUUUAUUUGUAAAGUUGGGAUAAUAAUAGUGCUAUACUACAGGCUAUUUCAAUGACAACAUUAGAUAAAAUUGGUUAAAAUUAGUAUGUCUGCAUGCUAAGCUGCUUCAGUUGUAUCCGACUAUUUGCAAUGCUAUGGACAGUAGCUGGCCAGGCUCCUCUGUCCGUGGGAUUCUCCAGGCAAGAAUACUGGAGUGGAUUGCCAUACUCUCCUCCAGGGGAUCUUCCAAACCCAGGGACUGAACUCACAUCUCUUAAGUCUCUUGCAUUGGCAGGCAGGUUCUUUACCACUAGCACCACCUGAGGAGCCCCAAGUUAGUAUAGUACAUAAUACACUCCAGUUGAAUUAUGGCUAUUAUAAUUAGUGUCUGCAUAUUUAUGAGUUGACAGCUAAGGAAAAUUUUGCCUCCUGACUGUAUAUUUUGCAAAUUCCUGUCUCUGACCACUUGAUAUGUCUCUUAUAGUCUCCGAGUUUCUGUCCAUUGUAUUUCCCUUUGAGAACUCUAUCCUCUUGGGAAUUUCACGGCCUCUUUGAAUCUUAUGUACAUGAAAAGUGAUUAGAAAUCUUUUGGAGAUGUGUCAUGAAUCCUCUGAAUCUUUGAAGCAAUGCGAUCCUACAGAGACAUGGAAGCCUUGAGCCUCCCUAAAGGACCCCUCCGCCUCCUUACUUCUGCUGCAGUAGCUCAAGAAGAGCACAGUUUCCAUGGUUAAUCAGUGACAGCACUAUUUUUGAAGAGAUGACAUGUGUUAAGUGCAAGUGUUUGUUUUGAGCUACUUGUUUCACAUCCAGUUUCCAGGGUAGACUUGCAUAUGGAAAGUUUAUUGAGAAGUGCUUUGUGGAACAACACAUAAGUUGAGGAAUGAAAGCAGGUCUGGACAGACAGAGAAGUGAAAUCAUAAUAGAGUCACAAGAAAGACCUCAGCUAAUGGCACAGGGAACUGUGGAACUGGUGUGGCUCUUCUGAGUUGUCCUGUGUUAGGACAAGGGGGCCAGGUUUCAGGGCCCCCGCUUCAGUCCAUCAUUGGGUUCGGCUGCCUUUGGAAAGGGGACAUGACUGUGGGCAAGUGGCUUCCUUCAUCCCAGGGCAAAGUUGUUUGGUACCAGAGGAUUAUCAUUUAGUUGUGAGAAGGAUCUGAUUAUUGUGUAGGUCACACCUUAAUUGCAGAGAUUUCUUCUGGUGAUCUGACUGGCUAAACAGAAAGACGGUUUUCUUUUUUCCUUUUUAUAUAUUUGGUUUUACCCUACAUAAAUGUUCUCUAUUGAGUAAAUUUUAUACUCUUCUGAUCAACAUUCUCUAAUGAAAUUUUCUUGCUUUUGAAGCUCCAACUAUAUUCUAAUAACCCUACAUCUUUAUAUUAAACCGAAGCCAUGACUCACCCUCCAUUAGUUAGACUUGUUGAGUAGUGAGAAGAUCCCUGGGCCAGAAAACAAAAUGCAGGUAUGGUAAGGUCUAGGCCCAGCGCUGUACAUUAGCUGCACAGCCUUUCACAGGGCAUUCCAUUUUUCUGAAUUAUAUUUUCCUCAUCAAAAUAUGAGAUGCCCCAGGUAAUUUUGAUGUCCUUUCAGUUCUAAAAGCAUGUGAUUAGACGGUCUUUUCUGAUAUCAUAGAGUCAUGACACUAUGAUAAGUUAAGACUUACAUCUCUAAGUUAAGACUCUCUUAGAAACAAUUCACCACAUCUAGAAACAUACUUACAGUAAAUUAAACAGAUAAGAGGAAACAAGUUUCAUGGAAAAGCUUUUCAUUAAGGUCAUGGCAGAAGGUAGAAAGAAAGAAUGAAUUUAUAAGAAGAUAAACAAUUCUUUAUACUGAGCUUUAAUUCA